CUCUUGCUUGUCUUUAAUGACACACACUGCAACACUUGAUGGCAUCAUCACUAACCUGACCGGUACAAUCCAGUCGUUAGAGUCAUGUGACCAAUUGAAUGAAGGCGGGAUACAUGUAUUAUUACAUGUUUAUUGGACGAUGGUAUCACUACUAUACACAGCAGUUACUAUCCUUGGUGAUAAAUAUGUCUCCAUGUUCAAUGAAGAAUGUAAUAGAAUUAUCAAGUACUUACUAAAGCAAAGAGAAGAUACCUUUGAUACUGCUAGUGUAUUCAAGAAUGGUGUACCAUCACUAUACCCUUGUUCCUGUUUCCUGGAGGUGUGGUUACUGGUCGCCAAGGCAACAGAUAAGAUUUCCAGCACCAACAGAACUCCAUCAUUUUUAGAGCUGCUAUACCAGUGUAUCUCAAGUACUGGAUCGAUUGGUUUCAAUUGGUGGGUGUUGGUUCAGUGCAGUGCUCUAUAUACAGUAAUGAUGGAGUCUGGAAUGAUGAUUAUAAAAUUAAUGGACAAUGAACUAUAAUUAAGGACAUUAUUAAUAAAACAUUUAAGUCAAAUGAAGUAAGUAAAUUCUU
Amphimedon queenslandica is the source of this 575-nucleotide messenger RNA. Its product is annotated as protein MMS22-like. The record is from RefSeq and is a predicted model, not a curated record. Bases 17 to 523 code for a protein of 168 amino acids. NCBI's taxonomy places the organism in Eukaryota, Metazoa, Porifera, Demospongiae, Haplosclerida, Niphatidae. The transcript has 4 exons.